AUGCCUAGUUGUCUCCUCUUCCUUUUCCUCAUAUUCAUCUCUGCCUUCUUCCUCUCAUCAACGGCGUUCAACCUCACCACCCUCACCUUCUCCCAUUCCUACUCUCCCCUCUUCAGCGAUUUCAACAUCAAGACAUCCGACAACGACAAAGCUGUCAGCCUCCUCCUCAACCGCCUCUCCGGAUCCGGAAUUAUUUCGUCUGAUUAUUACAACUAUGGAUUCUUCAGCGCCAGCAUCAAGAUGCCCUCUAAAUACACCGCCGGCAUUGUUGUUGCAUUCUACACGUCGAAUGUGGAUACGUUUGAAAAGAACCACGACGAAUUAGACAUCGAGUUUCUGGGAAAUGUGCAAGGCCAUGCAUGGAGAUUUCAGACCAAUGUAUAUGGAAACGGCAGCGUUUCGAGAGGCAGAGAGGAGAGAUACCGUUUGUGGUUCGACCCCAGCAAGGUUUUCCAUCGCUACAGCAUUCUAUGGACCCCACUUAACAUCAUAUUCUACGUGGACGAGAUCCCAAUACGCCAAGUGGCGCGACACGUAGGCAUGCGAGGGGACUACCCAUCGAAGCCAAUGUCCGUGUACGCGACCAUAUGGGACGCAUCGUCAUGGGCGACGAACGGCGGCAAGAGGAAAGUGGACUAUAGACACGAACCUUUUGUCGCCGAGUUCCGUGACCUAGUCCUCCAAGGCUGCGUGGUCGAUCCCAUCGACCAAUUGCCAUCCAGCAAUUGCACCAGCGAGAUUGCAGCCUUGAUGGCGUUGGAUUACUCCACCGUCACCGCCAACGGUCGCAAAUCCAUGCAGUGGUUUCGGCAUAAGUACAUGUAUUAUUCUUAUUGCUAUGAUAAUGUACGGUACCCGGUGCCCCCGCCCGAGUGCGUUUUUGUGCCUUUGGAGAGGGAGAUGCUCAGCAAAGGUGGCAGGCGGGCUGACGGAAAGGUUAACAGCCGCCGUGGGAAGGGUGGUGAGCGGCGGAGCAAGGUCCCCAAGCAUCAAUCUGCUCGCUAACUUUAACCUAGGCUAGAAUAGGCUGCAUGUGCGUGUACCUUUU
Salvia splendens (bonfire salvia) is the source of this 1048-nucleotide messenger RNA. Its product is annotated as probable xyloglucan endotransglucosylase/hydrolase protein 30. Gene Ontology annotation, molecular function: hydrolase activity, hydrolyzing O-glycosyl compounds; xyloglucan:xyloglucosyl transferase activity. Gene Ontology annotation, cellular component: apoplast; cell wall. NCBI's taxonomy places the organism in Eukaryota, Viridiplantae, Streptophyta, Magnoliopsida, Lamiales, Lamiaceae. Gene Ontology annotation, biological process: xyloglucan metabolic process; cell wall biogenesis. The record is from RefSeq and is a predicted model, not a curated record. The transcript is spliced from 4 exons. The coding region runs from base 1 to 1005 and encodes 334 amino acids.